Molecule: messenger RNA, 3232 nt
Organism: Caenorhabditis angaria
Lineage: Eukaryota; Metazoa; Nematoda; Chromadorea; Rhabditida; Rhabditidae
Source: the annotation of a GenBank genome assembly
AUGAGUGUGAUUCACGAAAAAGAUAUUCAAAUAAUCAACAAUGAAGGUCGAGUUUAUCCACAUGUCCAAAAAUUACCAACUCCACUUUGUUGUUUCAGAGUUAUGCAUAUCAGAGUAAGUUUUUCAUUUAUUCACUUAUUUUAUUUUCAAAUUUUUGAUUUAUUCAGACCGGUACAUUAUGGAUUGCAUACUGUGAAAUAAUGUGGAUUGUAACACAAUUUUCAUUUUGGACAGCUGAAAGUAUAGUGAGAGGAGCUUUCCAACCAUUCAUAAUUAUUGCUGGUUUUGUUUUCACCUUCAUUCAAUUGAGUGAGUGAAAACCAGAAAAUUUUACAUGUUUCUUGCAAAAUAAUAUAUUUCAGUUCUUGUUGUUUUGUUGAUCCAAGGAAUUCAAAAAUUUCGAUUAUCAUAUAUUGAACUUUAUAUGAUUGGAGUAUGCUGCCGAUUAUUCAUUUUUCUCUCAUUUUUCCUUACCUUCUUGUUUUUCUUCAUUGUUGAUGGCGACUUCUAUGUGAACGGUGAGAUGUUUCCCUUUAUGAUUCAAUUCAUUUCAACUCAAAUCUGAAUAAUAUCAAAUUCUAUUUCUGUUUUUUCUUUCAAAUCUCCCAUCAUUAUUAUCAUUUCCUUUUAAAUAAAAGAAAAAAAAACAUUUUAAUCUGUUGAAAGGAAAAAAUGAACUAUUUUCUGAAAAGAGAUUAAAAUCCAUUGUUAUUGUUUCAGAAAAAGAGUCUCGAUUUUUCCACCAUCAUCUUGUUCUCAAGAUUGGAUUUACUGCAACAUAUGCGUUGUUGAAAAUGUAUGCUUUGUACACGGCAUAUCGAUGUUAUUCAUAUAUUUCGAGAACACGAAGAACGAUUAUGCAGUUGACAAUUUUCAAUGAGAAUGAAAAGUUAGUUGGGAAUAGGAACAAUAAAUUGAGAAAGGAUUGAAUUGAAGUAUUAUGGAAUAUUGGGCUCUUAUAUGAUUCUGAGAGUUGAAAGAAACUUUUGAAAGAACUCUUUAAUCUUCAAACAUAAGAUUUUCAAAAAUAUUAAGUUUUACAAUGGAACCUUUUUUCGUAACUGGCUGAAAAAACUGAUAUUUUUUAUUUGAUAAAAGUUUUGCUAACAACCUUGAGGGUUUUUUCUCUUGUCCUAAUUUUUUCAUGUUCUGAAAAUAUUUUUCCCUAGAACAGCGUUUGUCUUUUUUUUUUCAAUAUUCAGCUUAACGUAUCACAAAAUAAUUGUCUAAAGCCAUUUGAAAACAAUGACAAUAACUUUCUAGUGUGAUUUAUACUCGUGAUUUGUAUGUUAUACUAACAAUGUUUUGAUAUUUCAUAUAAAAAAUUCAUAUAGUCAAAAUCUAUUUGUUUUGUUUUCACCAAAAUCAUAUUAAUCGUGAUAAGCUGAUCAGUAUCAGCCGCUCAAAAAGCACAUUACUUUUAUGACUUCAUUUUCAAAACAAAAAACUAUUUAUAUAUUUUUUGAAAUGAACCCAAAAAAUCAUCAUAUAAUUGAAAUUCCGUGUGCAACGAAAUUAACAACUCAAAGAACAUGAAUUUCCUGAAAAUAUUUCUAUUGUGAGAAAAACAUAUCAUCAGAAUAUUGACCUGAAAACGUCUGGAACAAACUUGUUUUUCAUCAUUUUUCUUGUUUUUUUUUCAAAAAAAAAAAGAGAUGACUUUCUUUUCAAAAAAAAAAAAUGACUUCACUACUGACGACAUCAUAUAGGACUUCUGUGUCUGACAUUUUUCAAUUUUGAAAUUUUUUGGAGUAUUUCAAUUUUAUUUACUCUAUUCCAUUUCAACUUUUUUUAAUGGGCAUAGUGUCCAAUUUCAAUUUUUCACACUUGAAAAAUUGAAUUCUCUCACACUUUUUUGGGACUCUCUAUUUUUUCACAAAACAUUCUGGAUAUAUUGUACAGCUGAAAAAGGUGUAUUAGGAUUUGUUCUUUCAGUUUUUUCAUAUAAACUAUACGACUAUAUUUUUAUAAAGUCGAUAAUAAAUCUUUGUUUUGACAUCUCACUUCUUUAUGGAUGUAAAUAUUAAAUUCAAAUUAUUUUCUGGACAAUAGACGGACAUCGUAAAAAAUUGCAAGUUUUUUGUUCCUGGAAAAAUAGAAAUUGUGAUUUUUAUAGUUUCUUUUUCUAUUUUUCGACAUUAAAGAGCAUGAAUAAAUUGAAUAAUUAGCAUUUGACGUACUACCUGCUUUAAAUAUAUCAUGUAGACUUUUUUGAGAAUAAUUCUUGUCUCCAUCGAAAAGUAAAUAUAAAAAACAUUUUCAGACCUAUUUUAAUUAAAGGUUGUAGAAUUUUUUGACCUUUCUGAGAAAAAAAUGGCAAGUUCCUAAAACCCUUUCAAAAAUGUUUUUGCAGCUUGAAAAAAUAACGAAAGUCUUUUAUUUUAAUCUCAAAAAAUGUUAGAUUCUUGAUUUUUUCGAUGAAUAAACUUUAAUUCAGAAAUCUCUGGAAACCUCUCAAAACAGUGGGAUGUUUUCUCAGUGAGGUCAUUCAUAUGAAAUUCAGGGAGGGGAUUUGAAAACAAAUCAUCGUUUUUAUUAGGAAUGUGGGGGUAAUGGAAUUUUAUUAAAAAGGUAGAAAGGGUAUAGUUAGAAUUUGAUUACAACUUCAUAUCAUUUUCUCUAUAAAAACCAGACAACUUUGAAAGAAACGUUUGACGAAACUCCUCCACAGUAUCCAAAAAAAUUGUUUAUUGUUCAAAAGUGCAUAAAGUCAUUUUUCCACCUACUUCUCUGUUCUUUCAUUUUCUUUUUUUCACGUCAAUUACAAAAUGAACAACACAAAAUAGCACUGAUCAUUUCCGGUUUCACCUUUUUGUUCUUUUUCUAAAUCAUAGCUCUUUCCGGCUUAUUCUCAACUUUCCUUGUCUCCGCCCAUAAAAAAUCUAAUCUUUUUCUCAUUUUCACUGAAGUGAAUAAAGUUUGAUAAUUCAUUUUAUAUUUAUUUAUUUCAGCAAUGUGCAAACCUUCAGUAGCAGUCGUCAUUCUCUUCAUAAUAUGUUGCCUCCAAGUCAUAAGUGAGUUUAAAAAAAAACUACGUGGGUGGUCUAGCUUAUGAAUAAAUAUAUAAUUUUUUUUUAAUUAGCAUAUUAAAAAAAUGAUUUCUAGAUGCCGAGUAUUGGGAUGCCAGAGUUGCACCAAGAGUGGUGAGAACAGCCGGAAUGAGAUGGGCAAACCGGUUUACGCCGCGCAAAUACCGAAAACCAGACACGCUGCAAACAAUGGAUUAUCCUGA